Molecule: messenger RNA, 1007 nt
Organism: Equus quagga
Lineage: Eukaryota; Metazoa; Chordata; Mammalia; Perissodactyla; Equidae
Product: translation initiation factor IF-2-like
Exons: 5
Source: RefSeq, a predicted model, not a curated record
GACCUUCUUUGCUGUCAUGGUCUACAAGUCAGAACCGGACUUGGAACUCUUCGCAGAUGGCAGCAGCUUGAUGGAUCAGGGGUUGACUCCAUGGGAAACUGGACAAGAUCGCCAUCCAUCUGAAAGCUUGGCAAAGAAGGGAAUCCUGGAGACGCAGAGGGCUCUCACAGCAGAGAAGGGAUCCCCAGGCGGAGCCAGGGUGCCAACGGCUCCAGGCGCAAGUCGGGGAGAAACCCUAAGGACCACCCCCACCCCCAGGGAGUCGCCACCAAGAAAAGGGACACGGAGAAGAGAAGGAGGAUCCUGCCCUGAUCGCCAGAGAGGACCGCUUGCCGCAGAUGCGGCCAGGACAGGCGGGAGGCCGGGCCCGCCUCCCCAAAGCGCCGUCGGCAGAGCCACUGGCGGGGCCCUGGCGGGGCUCCAGUCCCGGCUCUUCAACCACGUGGGCACGCCGGACCUGGCUCUGGGCAAGCUGCGGGCUCCGGGGGAGCGCCUUCCUGCCACUGCCCGCCCGCGGCCUGCAGCCCGCCGCCUCGCAGCGCGCCUGGCUCGCCUGGCAGCUGGCGCAGGCGGGGGCGACCCUGCACCAGGCGGGCCCGGCGCUCGACAGUCUGCUCGCAGCCCUCCCUGCUGGAGCCUCCGCGGCCAUAGGGGCCGCGCCCCCAGCCUGAGCUCGCUUCCUGGCCCUUCCCGGGGCCACUCACGUCUGUCCCGGAGCCCGUCCAGACUCUGCCCUCUUGACUCCCCGAGCAAGAGUCCGUGGCAGCAGUUCGCACACCCAGGCGACGAGCUCCCUCCCACCGCGCGACACUAUCCACCUGUCCGGGAAACGGUCUUGGGCACGGACCGGACCUCCCUUCCUACAGGAUCCCCCUUCAGGCAAAGGGCUCCUCCUUUCCAGAAGACAGCCCCGUGAAGAUGAGCGCUCAGAGCAAAUCCCUUCUUUUUCUCCAGGGGCUCUGAUUGAUGCGGGGUCGGUGAGCCAAGGAGUCAAAAGAAAGAUUUCU